Oryza brachyantha (malo sina) is the source of this 1397-nucleotide messenger RNA. Its product is annotated as probable phytol kinase 2, chloroplastic. The record is from RefSeq and is a predicted model, not a curated record. The transcript has 6 exons. Gene Ontology annotation, molecular function: kinase activity. Bases 65 to 946 code for a protein of 293 amino acids. NCBI's taxonomy places the organism in Eukaryota, Viridiplantae, Streptophyta, Magnoliopsida, Poales, Poaceae.
AAACGUGAGGAUUGGUAUAGUAGUAGUAGUAGUAGUAGUAGUAGUAGUAGUAUUAGAGGCAGAAAUGUCCCGAUCCAAUCUCGCAGUCCUGGCUACAUCUGCACGGGUAAGAGCUAGAGCUAGCAUGUGGACGGAGAGCCCACUGCUCCGAGACGCCGGCGCCGCCGUGCUCACCGGAGCCGCCUCCUUCGCUGUGCUCAGCUUCUGGGAGCUGGUCGCCAACCGCGCUCUCUUGGACCAGAAGCUUUGCAGGAAACUCGUGCACAUCACUGUUGGCUUAGUAUACUUCCUUAUGUGGCCUUUCUUCAGCGCGGAUGAUGUUUAUGCUCCUUUUCUUGCUUCCAUUGUAAUUGUACUCAACAUCAUAAAGGUGACCUUGAUUGGACUUGGUAUUGUCAAAGAUGAGGGUGUGGUGAACUCCAUGACCAGGAACGGGGACUGUAGGGAGCUUCUUAAAGGUCCACUGUAUUAUGCUUGUGCUAUAACUCUCACUACUAUAAUUUUCUGGAGGACAUCCCCCAUUUCAAUCGCUGUGAUUUGCAACUUGUGUGCCGGAGAUGGUGUAGCUGACAUAGCUGGAAGGCGAUUUGGGCAUGCAAAGCUUCCUUACAACCCUGACAAAUCUUACGCUGGAUCAGUUGCAAUGUUCUUAGCUGGUUUCCUUGCGUCAAUCAUGUACAUGUGCUACUUCCAUCUCUUCGGAUUUGUGGAGGAGAGCUGGAGAAUGGUGGUUGCCUUUGGAGUGAUAUCGCUUGCUGCUGCAAUUGUGGAGUCACUUCCUAUCAGCACACGCCUAGACGACAACUUGACUGUGCCAGUUACAUCUGUUUUCGUUGGUGUCCUGAUUUUCUAUUAUGUUGGGGCCAGAAACCUGUGUUGCAUGAGCACUGACAGCAGCUACAUUUCUGCACUUGUUCAGAAUCAGAUGGUCUUGGGCAGGUACUAGUGAGUAGCCGCCAACGCCAAUCAGAGUUUAGCAGUAACUGACUGUUUGGAUGGGUGUCAAGUGCAGCGGAUUGGUUUACAUGUAAACAUGGAUGGACACAAACUGAAAUUAUCAUAGCUAUCUGACAUUACUAAAUCAAAAUAGUUAAACAAAUCUUGAGCUCAAAGAGGUUUAUCUAUGGGGGAGGAUGUACACGUGGAGUAAUGAGCAGAGGGCCCCAACUCUGGUCAAGCUUGACGGACUACAGAUUGGGAGGACGCCUUCUCUAAAGCCAACCUCCAAGCACUCAGUUCGUCAGCUUCCGACCACUGUCCCCUGCUUCUGAUUUGUGGCCAGCUAGCCCAGCAUCAGUUUGCGUCGCUUCCGUUUUGAAAACUACUGGACUAAGCAGGAUGGGUUUCAGCAAAUUGUGCUCUCGGCCUGGGAACAUCAACAACCAGUCAGCAGCGAA